Molecule: messenger RNA, 975 nt
Organism: Gekko japonicus
Lineage: Eukaryota; Metazoa; Chordata; Lepidosauria; Squamata; Gekkonidae
Product: olfactory receptor 5B12-like
Exons: 2
Coding region: 1-975 (324 amino acids)
Biological process (GO): G protein-coupled receptor signaling pathway
Cellular component (GO): membrane
Molecular function (GO): G protein-coupled receptor activity; olfactory receptor activity
Source: RefSeq, a predicted model, not a curated record
AUGGAUGACCAAGGGGUGAAUCCUGAACUCUCAAUGGGAGUCAGGAAUGAGACACAGGUGGUGGAAUUUGUCUUCCUGGGUUUCUCCGGCAUUCCGAACAGCCACAUCUACCUCUUCCUGCCAUUCCUAGUCAUUUACUUGGUCACCGUGCUGGGCAACCUCACGAUAUUUACUCUGAUUCAACUGGACUCCAGCCUCCAUACGCCCAUGUAUUACUUCCUCAGCCAUCUCUCCUGCCUCGACAUCUCCCUCUCCUCUGUCACAGUCCCCAAGAUCCUGGUGAACUUCUUGCGCCAGCGACAGACCAUCACCUACAACCAGUGCAUGGCCCAGAUGUUCUUCCUGCUCUCUUUCACGGGGACGGAGGCUGCAAUGUUGGCUGUCAUGGCCUACGACCGCUAUGCGGCCAUUUGCCAACCUUUGCAUUACUCCCGCCUCAUGAGCACCAAGGUGUGUGCCAUUUUAGCCUUUGCCACCUGGGUCUGGGGCUUCCUAAAUUCUGCUCUCCAUACAGCGCUCAGCACCACAUUGUCCUUUUGUAGCAGCAACCAGAUCAGUCACAUCUUGUGCGAUGUCCCCCCACUGUCGAAAAUUGCUUGCAAUGAUGCCCACAUCAAUGAAAUGGUAGUCCGCAUAGCAAGCUAUUUUGUGGGUGGGGGACCCUUCUUCUUCCUCGUUUUCUCCUACUCCUUAAUUCUGCGCUCCAUCCUGAAGAGCCAUUCCACCACCGGCAAGCGCAAAGCUUUUUCCACCUGUGCUUCUCACCUCAUCGUUGUCAUCAUUUACUAUGGAAAUGGACUAGUUAACUACAACCGUUCAAGCAUUGGUGGUGACUCCAUGGAGACUGACACCCUGGUCUCCAUCAUGUACUGCAUGGUCUCCCCCAUGCUGAACCCCCUCAUCUACAGCCUCCGCAACAAGGAGGUGAAGGGGGCCCUGAAGAAGGUGCUGGGAAGCCAGAGGAAGAAAGGUUAA